This is a messenger RNA of Oreochromis aureus, 615 nucleotides long. Its product is annotated as zinc finger protein 85-like. The annotation marks the transcript as partial. The transcript has a single exon. NCBI's taxonomy places the organism in Eukaryota, Metazoa, Chordata, Actinopteri, Cichliformes, Cichlidae. Gene Ontology annotation, biological process: regulation of transcription by RNA polymerase II; central nervous system development. The record is from RefSeq and is a predicted model, not a curated record. Gene Ontology annotation, molecular function: DNA-binding transcription factor activity, RNA polymerase II-specific; RNA polymerase II cis-regulatory region sequence-specific DNA binding. Gene Ontology annotation, cellular component: nucleus.
ACAUACAGCUGUGAUGAGUGUGGAAAGUCUUUUACCCAGGCUGGAAACUUAAAAACACACCAGCUCAUCCACAGUGGAGUUAAACCUUACAGCUGUGACUUGUGUGGAAAGUCUUUUACCGAGGCUGGAAACUUAAAAACACACCAGCUCAUCCACAGUGGAGUUAAACCUUACAGCUGUGACUUGUGUGGAAAGUCUUUUACCCAGGCUGGAAACUUAAAAACACACCAGCUCAUCCACAGUGGAGUUAAAGCUUAUAGCUGUGAUGAGUGUGGAAAGUCUUUUACCGAGGCUGGAAACUUAAAAAGACACCAACUCUUCCACAGUGGAGUUAAACCUUACAGCUGUGACUUGUGUGGAAAGUCUUUUACCCAGGCUGGAGGCUUAAAAACACACCAACUCAUCCACAGUGGAGUUAAACCUUACAGCUGUGACUUGUGUGGAAAGUCUUUUACCCAGGCUGGAAGCUUAAAAACACACCAACUCAUCCACAGUGGAGUUAAACCUUACAGCUGUAAAUUGUGUGGAAAGUCUUUUACCCAGGCUGGAAGCUUAAAAACACACCAACUCAUCCACAGCGGAGUUAAACCUUACAGCUGUAAAUUGUGUGGAAAG